Messenger RNA from Bombina bombina (fire-bellied toad), 2443 nucleotides. RefSeq names its product transmembrane protein 165 (gene TMEM165). Gene Ontology annotation, molecular function: calcium ion transmembrane transporter activity; manganese ion transmembrane transporter activity. Gene Ontology annotation, biological process: calcium ion transmembrane transport; Golgi calcium ion homeostasis; manganese ion transmembrane transport. Lineage: Eukaryota; Metazoa; Chordata; Amphibia; Anura; Bombinatoridae. The transcript has 5 exons. Gene Ontology annotation, cellular component: Golgi apparatus. The record is from RefSeq and is a predicted model, not a curated record. The coding region runs from base 19 to 783 and encodes 254 amino acids.
CUGUUCAUUUUCUAGAAGAUGCCCUCACCGCCCUCUGCAGUACAUAUUGGAAGUGAAGAUCUUUCAUCUGCUUCUAACCUUGGAUUCAUCCAUGCGUUUGUGGCUGCUAUAUCUGUGAUCAUUGUGUCUGAGCUGGGAGAUAAAACUUUCUUUAUUGCUGCAAUCAUGGCAAUGCGUUACAAUCGCCUAACUGUGCUGGCUGGUGCAAUGCUCGCCUUAGGGCUAAUGACUUGUUUGUCAGUUCUGUUUGGAUAUGCUACCACUGUUAUACCAAGAGUCUAUACAUAUUAUGUGUCAACUGCAUUGUUUGCCAUAUUUGGUAUUCGAAUGCUCAGGGAAGGUUUAAAGAUGAGCCCAGAUGAAGGUCAAGAAGAACUAGAAGAGGUUCAAGCGGAUAUCAAAAGAAAAGAUGAAGAAUUUCAGAGAUCAAAGCUUUUAAAUGGAACAGCUGAUGUGGAAAUGGGUGCAGGAACCUCAGCACCUCAAAAAAGAUGGAUGCAGUUCAUCUCCCCAAUUUUUGUUCAAGCAUUCACAUUAACAUUUUUGGCAGAAUGGGGAGAUCGCUCUCAACUCACAACCAUUGUUUUGGCAGCUAGAGAGGAUCCCUUUGGUGUUGCUGUUGGUGGUACUAUUGGCCAUUGCUUAUGCACAGGCUUAGCAGUUAUAGGGGGAAGAAUGAUAGCUCAGAAAAUUUCAGUGAGAACUGUGACAAUCGUUGGCGGCGUUGUGUUCCUGGCAUUUGCAUUCUCUGCAUUAUUCAUCAGUCCUUAUUCUGGGUUUUAGCAUUAUUCAUUUUCUUAAGCUUGGGAUGGAUGCACCCUUUUUCAUACUGUAGUUUUGUAUAUAUUGUAAAUUUUAGCCAUAAUACCUUUAUGUACAAAAUCACCCAAUGUCAGAGACUUUGUUUAUGAAUGAUUGCUUUAUUUUGCAGAAGUAUUAACAGUUUGACAGGGGCAUGCAUUAUUUAUAUUUUUUUUAAUACAGACCCAUAACAAAAUCAAGAGUUUGGUUUUUAUCACAGCUUUUUUUUCUCUACAUGUUUCAUAUUGUGGACAGAAAAGACUCAAUAUUUACUAAUUAACUUGUCAAUAUUUGACCAGCUUUUCAUGUUCAAUGGCAGCAGAACACAGAUACAUGCAGCUAUUUUCUGUAAUGCUAAAACUGCAAAGUAAAUUAAAGGGACAUGAAACCCAAAUUGUUUCUUUCAUGAUCAGGCAGAUCAUGCAUAUUUAAACACCUUCCAAUUUCCACCUAUAAAAUUUGCUUCAUUCUCUUGGUAUCCUUUUCUAAAGUAACCAAUGACAGGAUGCAUAGAUGUGCAGCCACCAAUCACCAGCUAUUUCUUUCAUACAUUGCUGCUCCUGAGCCUACAUAGUUAUGGUUUUCAACAAAGGCUACUAAGAGAAUACAAAGCAAAUUAGAUAAUAGAAGUAAAUUGGAAUGUAUUUUUUUUUUACAAUUGCAUGCUCUAUCUGAAUUAAUUUUGACUUUACUGUUCCUUUUUAAGUAUUUUUAUUUGCUUAUAUAUUAGUAUGAAUUAUGAAAAGGAUGAAGUAAUUUCUGUUUCAUAAUCUGUUUCAUAUCUACAUUAUUCUUAUUUGAUAGAACAUUUUUUGUAAACUUGCUAAAUAGUUUCAAAUGAAAUUGAACAGUUUUGUUUCAUGAGCUCUGUAAUACUCAUCUUUUAUACUUAGCAGCAGCAUCAUACCUGGAUUACCUAUUUUCCUAUACUUGCAAUUGUGGCUUCUCAUAUACAGAUCAUGUCCCUAAUAUUAAGGAGCCUCAUUACGGUGGUAUGUGUGUUGACAAAAAUUGGAUUAAGAUUCAGGUAGCUUUGAAAUGUAUAUAAUUGUGUUGGCACUGUACAGAAUGUUAUACUUUAUGAGAAUGAAGCAACAAUCUUUUGACGAGAAAAGCUGUAUGACUCAAGAUGUGAUAUCCUGUCCAUAUAGAUUGUAACCUGUUAGCCAGUAACCCAUUAGAACUCCAGAAUUAAAUAAAUUAGCACUCCAAACACAAUGUAUAAAAAACACAGUGGCAUACUCUUUACUUGUGGAGAAUACUGUUAAAUACAACUCCCCCUCUUCAGAUUGUGUGCAUGUUCAUACUAAUUGCACAGAUAAUCAUAUUCAGAAUUGCUGUUAGAUGUAACAUCAGUCAAAAACUGGUUUAUUUGAUAUUCCGUUGACAUUUUCUAAUGCGGUUUCCAAUGGAACAUAAACAGACAACAAGCAAACUGUUUUCUGAUGCUACCACAUAUUUUUGUUUAUGGAUGUAGUGAGAGUGGAGUGAAUGUAUUCAAGACUUUUACGUAUGAACUCUGCAAUAAUAUUUGAAUGAAAUGUUUUCUACUGCUGAAUUCCAAAGGAAAUCUUGAUAAAAGCUAUACUGUGGGGAUAUUAUGAAAUGGUAACUGUAAAUUAUUAAAACUAUUUUAAGUGUU